Messenger RNA from Ixodes scapularis (black-legged tick), 1576 nucleotides. Its product is annotated as cytochrome P450 2F3. Gene Ontology annotation, molecular function: iron ion binding; oxidoreductase activity, acting on paired donors, with incorporation or reduction of molecular oxygen; heme binding. The transcript has 9 exons. Lineage: Eukaryota; Metazoa; Arthropoda; Arachnida; Ixodida; Ixodidae. The record is from RefSeq and is a predicted model, not a curated record. Bases 1 to 1521 code for a protein of 506 amino acids.
AUGAAUUUAUGUCCGGACUUGUGGCAAGCCCAAGCUGGGUUCGUCUGGGGUACGUACUCAGCAGUUGCAGCUGGUGUUCUCACAUUCGUCGUUCUCCUAUGGCUUCGCCAAAAGUUUGGCAAGAAGCAAACCUUGCCACCAGGACCCAGGGGUCUGCCUCUCCUCGGAUACUUACCGUUCCUCGAGAAGAAUCUCCACGUGAAACUGCGAGACCUUUCGCGGGAGUACGGGCCUGUCUUUGGGUUGAAGGUUGGAGCUGCGAACAUCGUUGUACUGAACGACUUCGAGUCCAUCAAGGAGGGUCUCUGCAAGAAAGAGCUCCUGUCCAGACUUCAAAACGUGGCACGGCACGCCGGGGUCGAUGGGAUGACGACGCUGAACGGCAAGCGAUGGUCGGACAACCGAAAAUUCGCCCUCCACAUGCUGCGUGACGCCGGUCUGGGAAAGAAGGCUGCUGAGGAACACGUCAUGGAAGAAAGCCGGCAGCUGCUGGAGCGGAUCUCCGAUACCGGAGGCGCCGCCCUGAACGUGCAGGAGUACGUGCUGCCCAGCAUGUCCAACAACGUGGCGGCGCUGGUGUUCGGCAGUGGUCUCCCCUACGACGACCCGAGGCGCAAGCGUCUGGACUACGUGCUCAGCGAGGCCGUGGCUGCCUUGGCCGCGGGCUCCUUCGUUACCGUGCUCCCGGCCCUGCUGGACAGGAUGGCCGGGAGAUUGCCCUUCACGCGCCUUGGGACGAUCCGAAGGACACUGCGACAGCUGCUGGACUUCAUCAGCACGCAGGUCGAGGAACACCUAGCAAGCGGAGAUGAACAGAAAGAUCGAGACUUUAUCAAUGGGUACCUCGAGAAGAUUAAGGAACAUCAGGAUGAACCCAAUUCCAGUUUUAACAUGGAGCACCUGAUCGGAACCGUGCUGAACUUCUUCGGUGCCGGUUCGAACACGGUUGCCCUGAGCGUCCACUGGCACAUGUUGAACUGCGCCAUGAACGCGGACACAGUGCAGUCCCGGAUCCAGAAGGAGAUCGACGACGUGGUCGGUUCCGAGAGGCGGCCCAGCUGGGCGGACCGGACACGGAUGCCCUUCACAAUGGCCACCAUCUGGGAGAUGUACCGCUGGAGGACCAUCAGCCCUUUGGGCAUCCCACGGGGGGCCACAGAAGACACUCACAUCCGGGGCUUUUCGGUUCCCAAGGGAACAGUGGUCAUUGCCAACCUGUGGGCAGUCCACAUGGACCCCAAACUUUGGACGAAACCCGAUGAAUUUGAUCCGACGCGGUUCAUGGACGAAGAAGGUUGGGGCAUCCUCGCCAAGCCUGAAUACCUCAUCCCUUUUUCUAUCGGUAAACGCAUGUGCCCCGGAGAAACUCUGGCCACCGUCGAGAUCUUUGUGUACCUGACGAGCUUGCUGCAGAAAUUCAGGGUCCUUCCCGAAGAGGGCCACAACGUUUGCCUGGACACCGAGACGACGUCCUUCAACAUCCCCAGACCUCAGAAACUGCGAUUUCUUACCCGACAUUAAUUAGGAAAGGGGGAAAAAAUGUGAUGGGUAACUAACUAAGCUUGUUGGUGAUCGU